AUACACACAGCAGGGGGGAGAUUCAUCAAAUCUGACAAGACAACAUCACCACACUGAAAAGCCACAGGGAUUCAUCUUUGAAGAUAACUCACUAACCUCCACCAUUUAAGACAACGAUGAAUACUGCAAUCCGGUGCAUCAUUCUCCUGGCCUGCAUUACCAUUUGCACUUCAAAGUCAAUUCUGAAAUGCCGAUGUGUAAAAACAAGCCAGGCCGUGUUGCGCUCGCGCAUCGCUCAUGUAGAAGUGUGUGAGCCUCGUCCAUACUGCAGCAAGAAAGAAGUCAUUGUCACACUGAAAGACGGGAGCUCAGGGUGUCUUGACCCCAAUGGAGAAUUCGCUCAAUUAAUCCUGCUAGGAAAACAAAAGCAGAGGGCACUCCGUGCUGAUAAGAUGAGGGCCACCAGCCCCAAAACAAGCACAACAUCAGCCCCAGUGUUGGCCAAAGUAGCACCAACAUCAUCAUUAUAAAACUGUUUAUCAUCACUGCAAUUAAACUGAAGUAUCCAAGUUGUAUUUUCGCACACCUUACCAAAUUAAGGGUAUGGAUGGUGCAGUUCCUGCAGAGAUGAGAUUGUUUCACAUCACUUGUUUCGUAGCUUUGCACACUGGGAGCUAAAAGUGACGGUAAGAUGUAAAAGUGUGAAAUGUCUAAUACUCCAGCAGCCAUAAUUUAGCGUUGUCACAUUUAGGAGACAUUUUGUGAAGUCAGGGAAGUGUCCUUAGCCAGAAUAUUCAUCAGGACGAACAGGGUGCAUGUUUGAGGUGCUCUGGUAUUAUGUACGUCAAAUACUGCCUUAAGAUUCAAUCCACGGUGAAUGAGAAGUGUUUGUUUUUUUACUGUGACUGCAUUGUAUUUGCUACAUAUUUUAGCAAGCUGUCAAACUCUCUGUAAAAGCAUUGCUUGGGAUGUAAUUCAAGCUGGCAGAUAAUGUGAAGGUCAGUAAAAAUGAUAGUAAAUGUGAACUAUGUUUUUUUAUAUCACAAAUAUUUUUGUAUUUUUGUGUGUACACAUCAUACUGUAUGUAUUUCCUUAAGGCUGACAUCUUAAUGUACAACACUGACUCUUGACACUCUAGAUGAAGGAAUGAAAAACUGCAAUAAAUAUAUGGGAUUGUAA
This is a messenger RNA of Anarrhichthys ocellatus (wolf-eel), 1119 nucleotides long. Its product is annotated as C-X-C motif chemokine 3. Gene Ontology annotation, biological process: immune response. Gene Ontology annotation, molecular function: chemokine activity. Bases 117 to 470 code for a protein of 117 amino acids. The transcript has 4 exons. Lineage: Eukaryota; Metazoa; Chordata; Actinopteri; Perciformes; Anarhichadidae. Gene Ontology annotation, cellular component: extracellular region. The record is from RefSeq and is a predicted model, not a curated record.